Messenger RNA from Helianthus annuus (common sunflower), 1412 nucleotides. Its product is annotated as fasciclin-like arabinogalactan protein 4. Gene Ontology annotation, biological process: multidimensional cell growth; abscisic acid-activated signaling pathway; mucilage biosynthetic process involved in seed coat development. The transcript has a single exon. NCBI's taxonomy places the organism in Eukaryota, Viridiplantae, Streptophyta, Magnoliopsida, Asterales, Asteraceae. The coding region runs from base 59 to 1315 and encodes 418 amino acids. The record is from RefSeq and is a predicted model, not a curated record. Gene Ontology annotation, cellular component: plasma membrane.
UUCUUCCACUUCCGAAUCAUCAUCACCAUCAUCACCACUUCACUUAGAACAAAUAAAAAUGGCUGUCUCUAUUUCUGCUUCUAUAUCUAUACCUGUUCACAUUUCCAAUAUUACCCCUCUAAUCACCCUCUAUUUACUCCUCCACACCACCCUCAUCUCCGCCGUCAACAUCACCCACCUCCUCUCCCCAUUCCCAGAUCUCUCCGACUUCUCCGACCUCCUCACCACCACCACCGUCGCCACCGACCUCUCCGCCCGUACUUCCCUCACCCUCCUCGCCGUCCCCAACCCCAUCCUCCGCUCAUCCGACCUCCUCCGCCGUAACCCACCCUCCUCCUCCAUCGCUGACGUCAUCCGCUACCACAUCCUCUUACAAUACCUCUCCCCUUCCGACCUCCACCGCUUCCCCGCCUCCGGCAAACUCAUCACCACCCUCUUCCAAACCACCGGCCGCGCCACCAACGAUUUCGGCUACGUCAACGUCACAUUCAACAGUCAAACAAACACCACCGUUGUCAGAUCUCCGGCGGCCUACUCCCAACAACCCAACUCCGCCACCGUCAUUUCCAACAUCAAAACCCUACCGUACAACGUCAGCAUCUACACCGUCAAUUCGUUAAUCGUACCCUACGGUUUCGAUCUGUUAGCAUCGGAGACACGCCCGCCGUUAGGGUUAAACAUAAGUAAAGCGUUAAUCGACGGUCAUAACUUCAAUGUGGUUGCAUCGAUUCUAGCUGCAUCUGGUGUUGUUCAAGAAUUCGAAUCUGACGAAGGUGGUGCCGGAAUUACGUUGUUUGUUCCGACGGAUGACGCGUUUGCCGAUCUGCCGGUGACGGCGAACUUUCAGUCGUUACCGGCGGAUAAAAAAGCUGACGUGUUACGGUUUCAUGUCUUGCAUUCUUAUUACCCGCUCGGGUCGCUCCAGUCGAUUGUCAACCCGGUUCAACCGACACUAGCGACCGAGGAUAAAGGGGCCGGGAGUUUUACAUUAAACAUAUCUCGGGUUAACGGGUCGGUUGCUAUAAACACCGGCAUUGUCCAAGCAUCCGUUACACAAACUGUUUUCGAUCAGAAUCCGGUUGCCAUAUUCGGGAUUUCGAGGGUUUUGUUGCCCAAGGAGAUAUUCGGGAAGAAUGCGAUUGUUGAAGACGCGCCUCCGGUUGAUAGGGCGCCUUCGCCGGUAGAUUUCGGGCCCGGGUUGUUCGGGCCGUCAUCGCCGCCUGGGUCGAGGGAGGAAUUGAGCUCGAAUGGGAUGGUAUGGAGUGUUGAGUUGGGUGUUUUGUGUAUAGGAUUGUUGUUGUAUGUAUUUGUAUGAGUUUAAGGGAUUUUGUUUUGUGUUAUAGACUAAUUGCUAUAUAAAUUCUUGAUGGAAAAAAAGGUUUGCAGGAACAUAAGUAUUACUAUUUACCCUC